CUAUUUCAAUUCGAUAUUGAACACGUUUCUUCCCGCUUCCGUUUCCGAAAGCUGUGUAUGGUUUUUUGUAGAAUUUGUAGAAAUAAAUAAAUCCAAAAGAUGGCCAAGUCUAAGAAUCACACAAAUCAUAAUCAGAACAGAAAGGCGCAUCGAAAUGGUAUUAAAAAGCCUAAGAGAUAUAGGCAUGAAAGCACACUUGGCAUGGACCUGAAAUUCUUGAGAAAUCAACGCUUUGCAAAGAAACAUAACCUGAAACCGAAAGCUCAGUUAAAGAAGGCAGAACAACGAAAAGCUCUUCGUGAAGUUAAAAAUAAGAAAUAAAUUCAGUGUAAACUAAUGACUCUAUUAAAAUAAAUAAAAAAAAACACA
Molecule: messenger RNA, 369 nt
Organism: Atta colombica
Lineage: Eukaryota; Metazoa; Arthropoda; Insecta; Hymenoptera; Formicidae
Gene: RpL29
Product: 60S ribosomal protein L29-1
Exons: 4
Coding region: 100-321 (73 amino acids)
Biological process (GO): cytoplasmic translation
Cellular component (GO): cytosolic large ribosomal subunit; ribosome
Molecular function (GO): structural constituent of ribosome
Source: RefSeq, a predicted model, not a curated record